This is a messenger RNA of Mesorhabditis belari, 1770 nucleotides long. The record is from the annotation of a GenBank genome assembly. Lineage: Eukaryota; Metazoa; Nematoda; Chromadorea; Rhabditida; Rhabditidae.
AUGUACUUCAACGAGAACAAGCCGCGCCAAUUGGGCACCACGUUCAGCGGCGACAAAUUGCGGAGAAAGCUGCAGAAGAGUGUUCAACAGCUGAAGCGACACGACGCCGAUGUGAUCGUCUCCGAUACGCCCACAGCGAAGCUCUUUGUGGCGAAUAGCAGCGUGCUUUGCGGUGUCUCGCUGGAAGAACUCGAGGAGAUUUUUGUUGGCUACGAUGCGGAGGCGCAAAUCACUGUUUUCCCGAACAAAAGAGCUUACUCGUUUGUCGAGUUUUCGACACUAGAAAAGGCCAAGCAAGCGUACGAUGAGUUACAUGGAUACAUUCAUCCAGCACUUCGCAGCUCGCAUCUUCCCUUUUUGUGUGCCUACGUAGAAAAUCUUCCCGCCGCUCGUCCCUCUUCAUCUUUACUGCGUCCCAACGAUUUGGUCGUCGUCGAAGAUUUCGUCACUGAAAUCGAAGAGGAAAAGCUUUUGAAUUUCAUCCUUCAACACGCGCAAUGUGAAGUGCUUAAGCACAGAAGCGUUCUCCACUUCGGGCAUGAAUUUGACUAUUCGAGCAACACAUCGUUCAAGAAAUGUGAGCCAAUUCCAAAAGAAAUCGAUGAUUUAAUCAAAGCCGUGCAACGAUAUGGAGUUACGAUUGAGCCUGAUCAGAUAACAAUCAACAUCUACGAGCCGGGCCAAGGCAUUCCCCCUCACUACGACACUCAUUCGGCUUUCGAGGAUCCGGUGAUUUCACUCAGUCUGCUCAGCGAUGUUGUGAUGGAAUUUAAAGAUGGCGCCAAUUCAGCCCGAACCGCCGGUGUUUUGUUACCAAGACGAUCGUUAAGUCUCAUUCAAGGAGAGAGCCGAUAUCGAUGGAAACAUGGUAUUGUGAAUCGAAAAUACGAUGUGAAUCCACUGAAUGGACGGGUAUUCUCGCGAAGGAAACGAGUCUCGAUAACAAUGCGCAAGAUUCGACACAAGCCAUGUGAAUGUGCGUGGAAAGAGUUCUGCGAUUGGGAUCGAGAUGGUGAGAUGAGCAUCCCACAAAACGACUCAUCGGCACGGUUCAUCGAACAGAAUUACGUGUCGAAUGUCUACGAGGAAAUCGCGCCACAUUUUGAUGAAACACGACACUCACAAUGGAAAGCUGUACAGGGAUUUCUCGACUCGUUGCCCGACUAUUCACUCGUUUAUGAUGUCGGCUGUGGUAAUGGGAAGUACUUGAUUGCAAAAGAUCGACUAGUAAAGUUUGGCUCCGAUUUGAGCAUGAACCUUUGUCAAAUCGCCGCAAGAAAGGAUUGUCAAGUAGCGCGAGCCGACGGACGAGCACAACCAUUUCGCCCAAUCGCCGAUGCUGUGCUUUGCAUAGCGGUGUUACAUCAUCUCUCGUCUCAUUCACGAAGACUGGAGAUGGUUUGCGAGUUGUUGCGACUGCUGCGCCCGGGUGGGCGAGCCUGUAUCACUGUUUGGAGCAUGGAUCAAACCGGCGCUCAGUACUCGAAAAUGCGUGAGAACAAAGACGACACCGAAAUGAAUGAACAGAGCAAAGGAGGAGAGAGAUUGCGAGUACACGAUGGGAAAUGCUUUGAACAACAAGAUCUUCUCGUUCCUUGGCAAGUCGAGGGUGGAAGUACCACGGAUGAAAAUAAAGGAAAGGCGUUUCUAAGAUUCUAUCACGUGUUUCGGGAAAACGAACUCGCCGAGUUGUGCCUCGAAACGGAAAUGUGCACGAUUGAGAAGAUCAUCUGCGAACAGGGAAAUUGGAUUGCGAUCAUACAGAAAGUU